CAGGUUCUCCAGCUACGACCCCGCAGGGCACCUUUCGACUCAUUCACAGUACCGUGUAACAACCUCACGCCUUCACAUUAUUAUUGUCAUCGCCAGUAGCCCUCUGACGCACGCAUAGCCACACAAUUAUUUUCUACCACCCACCCAUAUCGCCCUUCUCGCGCCAUCCAGCUGCGAAUAAUGGCGUUAUCCAGCACUUUUCGUAUCCUCCCUAGCGGCUUAUUAUCCACGAUCUCGGCGACCACAGCUAUACCUUUUACCACCGCAGUCAAUACCUCAGGCUCCUCCGAAACUAGCAACGCCGCCAUCGCCACAACCAGCAUCAUGCUGCAUAAACAUGGAAGAAGCUUCGUGUGGCCAACAAAUCCAUCACGUUUGCCAAACCCGAUCGAAGGCGUCGAACCGACGCGCACACAAGUCCUACUUCCACUCCCCGCCUCUUUUACCGAACGUAUACCUCCUAGCACAGCCUCUAUUAGCUGGUUAUCUCUACCCACAACCGCACAAUCUGUUCCGGCCAGAGUGGCGACGAUCACAUCUGGUGUGCCAGCACAAAAUCCAGACAACGUUACCGACCGCACCAGCGGCACAAAUCCAACGAGGAGGCCAAUGGACGAUGAUAAAUCCCCUGAUGUUGCGAAGGUUAUAUUCUCUUUCUUCGUGGUUUUGACGGUGGUUUUGCUUGGGUUAUUGGUACGACGAGAAUGGCUGUUUACGACGGGCAGGAGGAAACCUGUAGUGAGCCGACGACCGUUCGCUGCACUGAGGGGGGCUAGGAUUGCAAGAGGAGAGUAA
Messenger RNA from Cucurbitaria berberidis CBS 394.84, 795 nucleotides. RefSeq lists its product as uncharacterized. The record is from RefSeq and is a predicted model, not a curated record. NCBI's taxonomy places the organism in Eukaryota, Fungi, Ascomycota, Dothideomycetes, Pleosporales, Cucurbitariaceae. The coding region runs from base 181 to 795 and encodes 204 amino acids. The transcript has a single exon.